Nematolebias whitei (Rio pearlfish) is the source of this 2053-nucleotide messenger RNA. RefSeq names its product caveolae associated protein 4b (gene cavin4b). The transcript has 2 exons. Gene Ontology annotation, biological process: regulation of gene expression. Bases 205 to 1107 code for a protein of 300 amino acids. NCBI's taxonomy places the organism in Eukaryota, Metazoa, Chordata, Actinopteri, Cyprinodontiformes, Rivulidae. Gene Ontology annotation, cellular component: cytoplasm; caveola. The record is from RefSeq and is a predicted model, not a curated record.
GCAGAGGGGAUCCGGUUCUCCUGCUCUCUCUCCUCCACAGUUUGAACCCUCAGCUGGUGGUCGUCACGUCGUCCAAACCCAAAGCAUUCACAGCUCACUGCUGCAGAACCUGAAGGUUCUCGUCCUCCAUACGCUCCUUCGUCUCUUCUCUUUUAUUUGGAUCUCUGGAUUCAAACCAUCGUCUCAGCAGGCCAACCAGCAAGCAUGACAGAUAAGCCGGGCAUGCCACCAGGAGGCGGGGAUGAUGCAGGCGGCAUCAUGGCCCUGCUGGAGCGCGUGGCAGGCCUCAUGGACAGCGUCCAGGCCACCCAGCAGCGCAUGGAGGAGCGUCAGCUGGAGCUGGAGAGCACGGUCAAGACCAUCCAGGCCGACGUCGUCAAGCUCACCAACGACCACGCCAACACCAGCUCCACCGUGGAGCGGCUGCUGGAGAAGACCCGCAAGGUCAGCCGCCACAUCAAGGACGUCAGGGUCCGAGUGGAGAACCAGAACGUGCGGGUGAAGAAGGUGGAGGCCACGCAGGGCGACCUGCUCGCCAAGAACAAGUUCAGGGUGGUCAUUUACCAGGGCGAACAGGAAGUUAAAGCUGUUGCAGCAGGAAAUGAGCCAGCAGAGUCCAGCGGUGGAGCCACAGCCAGACCCGAGGUGGAACCGGACAAGUUCGACUUCCCUCCAGAGUCGGAUGAGGAGUACGUGGUGGUGGAGGAGGCAGACUCCUCAUCAGCCGGCCGGAUGAAGAAGACCGGGCUGACCCGCAUUGAGAGCUUCAAAGCCACCUUCUCCAAGGAGAACAUGACCAAGACCCGCGAGAACCUGGGCACCAAGGUCAACAAGUUUGGAGAGAGAAUUGUGACGGCCGAGAGGCGCGAGAAGAUCCGUCAAUCUGGAGAGAAGCUGAAGGAGACCUUCACCAAAACCGUCCCGGCAAAGCUGAACCUGAAGAAGGAGAGGACUGUGGCGGAGGGUCAGGAAGGAGCCGAGGGAGCUGCAGAGGCCGUUCCUGUCCCGCCUCCCAAAGGCCGUAAAGGCAGCCCGCAUGCUGCGGCGGCGGCGGAUGAUGCGGCGGAGUCCGAGGUGCCGAUGUACGACAUGAAACAGCUGUCGUAAAUCAUGAAAUCUGGACCUGAGAGACCACAGAAAGAGGAAGAGGUUUUAGGGUAUCCGCUAACGAGCAGAUCUGCGUUAACGAAGAUAAACAUUUGGAGAACUUCAAUGAAGGAGGUGAAGAAAGAGCAGGACGGCCACUGAUCCAAACUGUCUGAACGUCAAGACAGAUUCUCGAAGACACCAAGAUUUUUCACGCACUUUGUCUCGUUCAGGACAUUUGACAAAAUCUACAACAAAAAAAUUCAGUUUUUGGUUUGACGAUGGUCAGAACUGUCCCAGAACUUCACGAGCUUCAUGCUGUUCACUCGUUUGCAUGUUGAUGAGGUUGAAACAUUUGAAGAUAAAGAAGGAACAGGUCAAUGGUACGUUUGGUUCUGUAAAGUGUUAAAAGGAAGGUGUGGUUGGAUAAACUGGACUCUUUGUUUGGAACUACCAGUCAGGACAGACGGAUCAGCUCCUGUAGAGAUCUUUGGUUCUGACGUAUGAUAUGUGAAAAACUAAAUGUUCAGACCUGCAGGAAAAACAACAAGAGUUCGUUCAGACCAGAAGAACGAUUACAGUCCUGGACCAGGUCUCAAAUUCAGUCCAUUGAUAAAUCUAGACCUUUGAUGGAAACCUGGAAGUUGAAGCUCGAAGGGAACCGGCGUUCCCACAUGCUGGUCCUGACCCAGUUCGGUCCUGUCCACGCUAACAAACAGGAUGUUAUUUAAAAUAUUAAUACACUUUGUGUUUGUUAUGAAAUCACUUUCUGGUUCCAUCGACUAAGAGCAAGUUUAUGAUUACUAAAAUGUAAAACAUCUACUCUGAGAAGUAAGAAGCGUCCACGUAAUGUUUUAACUUGAAUCAAAAUACUUAUUUAUGGGUAAAAGUUAAGGAGUCGUGUAUUUUUUGACUCAGCUUUUUAUUUAUUUUUAUUUUAUUAACCUUUAUUAAACUGGGGAAAACC